UGUGGAGCAAGACACUGUGGGAUGACUUUAAUAUCAGGAGUUCUCUGGUACCGCUGAAGAUAAACGACCUAUAUUUUAAGAUAACGGAAAACCGCAGAACAUGGGAAUGGUCAGAUUGAUUUCGCACUAAUUCUACUUGCCUCAGAAGGGUUUGGCGGGAAGUCAGCUCGCUAUUUUGAGGUGAAGUAAGCUUACUUUGCAAAAUGACAGAGGAAUUUAUGUUCGUAUAGAUCACCUCGAAGCUCUACGAUUUCAACAUGACAAGUAAACUCAUGCAGCUAAUCGAAACACGGACCAAGCGGCCGGUUUUUGAUGAAUCAGAGUUAAAAGUUAGCUCGCACUGGAAACUUAUCAAGACAGCAAUCAAACAAGAACAUGGCGACGACCCCAAGAAACUGGAUGAAAAACAGGCUCGAAAUGUCGGGCACGGCGUCCAUCCAGUCAGUUCUUUGGAGUCCGAGGAAGACCUUUCUUUUGUAACUUUCAACUCUUUCAAUGAUAACUUCGUUGGGAUCGACUGCGAGGGUAAAGCGUCUGUGUUUUUGAGAACCGGUUACAGAGAAGAUAUCAACAGCAAAAUCCUAAGAGAUCCCAUUUGUGGGAUAGUGUAUGCAAGGAGAACUAGAUUCUAUGUUGCCUGGGGAUUUGAUGAAAAUAUAAGAUUAUUGUCAGAUGGCUUCAAAGUCAUAAGUGUGGCAUCCUCAGUCAGCAGGAUAUUCAGUGGAGUGUAUAAUGAAGCAACAAAUGAGAUCGUAACUGGAGGAGUUGGAAAUGUCACGGUAAGUACUCAUCUGAGACAGUGUUAUAAUUUUAGCUCAACUAAUGUGUGAAUCUCAGAUUGAUCUGAAUGAAUUUAAAAUGUGGGAUGAGAGGAGGCGGUAAGGGGAGAGGAACAGGUCGUGAGAAGUGCCCCCAUAACCUUCUAAAUUGAUCUUGUGUGGGACAUCUAAAAAUCAACCGCUACAAUGCUUGUACUGUGGUCCAAGAGCACCUGGAAUCCAGGCACAUAUAUCUGAAUGCCACUAACUUCAAAGGUGCGACUUGUGCUCAUUGUUGUUAACUCCAUUCAA
Orbicella faveolata is the source of this 1070-nucleotide messenger RNA. RefSeq lists its product as uncharacterized. Gene Ontology annotation, molecular function: protein binding. The record is from RefSeq and is a predicted model, not a curated record. NCBI's taxonomy places the organism in Eukaryota, Metazoa, Cnidaria, Anthozoa, Scleractinia, Merulinidae.